Ficedula albicollis (Collared flycatcher) is the source of this 447-nucleotide messenger RNA. RefSeq lists its product as uncharacterized. Gene Ontology annotation, cellular component: extracellular region. Gene Ontology annotation, biological process: positive regulation of natural killer cell mediated cytotoxicity; immune response. The coding region runs from base 1 to 447 and encodes 148 amino acids. Lineage: Eukaryota; Metazoa; Chordata; Aves; Passeriformes; Muscicapidae. The record is from RefSeq and is a predicted model, not a curated record. Gene Ontology annotation, molecular function: cytokine receptor binding. The transcript is spliced from 3 exons.
AUGAAGAGAAUGAUUAUUUUCUGCAUGCUUUUCUUCUGCUCCACUAUGGUGCUGACUGAAACUUCACCCAAAACACUAAAAUACAAACAGAUUCUCAAGAAAAUUGAACAGUUAGAAUCUAUGGUGAAAGAAAAGGAUGCUGAGUUGCUGCAUACACCAGAAAACCCUGUGGAAGGAUGCCUGAACACAACUGUGACCUGCUUCCAGAAGGGUCUCCAGAAAUUACAGCCAGCGAGCAGCCAAGAUAAUCCAAAGUUCACCAAAGCCAUUAGAAUUGUGAACGGAUUCACCUGCAAAGACUGUGGAACGGUAGGAUUUCCUCACAGUGCUUACAACUGUGAUCAUUGCUCCUUAUUUUCUAUAGCACAUGCCCCCUGCAAUGGGGGAAUUGUUGAAAACAAAUCCGUCAGAAAAAAGCAAUCUGCCUUUCAUUACUUUGGAAAUUAG